Molecule: messenger RNA, 1261 nt
Organism: Sciurus carolinensis (gray squirrel)
Lineage: Eukaryota; Metazoa; Chordata; Mammalia; Rodentia; Sciuridae
Gene: Plaat5
Product: phospholipase A and acyltransferase 5
Exons: 7
Coding region: 196-1137 (313 amino acids)
Biological process (GO): N-acylphosphatidylethanolamine metabolic process
Cellular component (GO): cytoplasm
Molecular function (GO): A2-type glycerophospholipase activity; glycerophospholipid phospholipase A1 activity
Source: RefSeq, a predicted model, not a curated record
CGCGCCUGCCGCCGUUUACUGCGCGCUGCGCUCCCGGCUCCACGCUCCUCUGCCCUCCCCCCUUCACUGUCCCUCGCCGCGCCGGCCCCAGUGCCAUCAUCCCGCGGCUCCGCGGACCCCCGGCCGGCCGAUUGGGAACUCGCCUGGAGCGUUUCCCCUGCGAGACCUGGGGGCCGGCGGGGCCGCAGCAGCGGGAUGGGCCUGAGCCCGGCUGCGAGGGAUAAGUACGUGCGCCACCUCGCCAGGUUGCCUCUGCCGCGCCUCAAGCCCGCCCGAAAACCCGCCAGCAUCCGGCCAAGUGACUAUCGACCUGAGCCAGGACGUCCAGCGGUGCCCCACCCAGAAGAAGAGUCCCAAGCACUGGUCCAGUUCCUGCCCAAGCAACCUCAGCAGGACACAUCAGAACAGGGCGAAAGCAUUCACCAGGGAUUGACUCAAUUCACUUUCAUUAAAAAUAUGACGAUUGCCUCCUUUAAAAAAAAAUGCCGUGUGGCUGGAAUUUUGAGGAAGACCUGUGUUGAAGAGACCUGUAGUUCUGAAGAGGAGCCAAGUCCUGGGGAAAGAGAGAAGUCCAGCGAUAACGUGGAGACCACACCCACCCAGAAGAGAGUAGAGUUGGAUUCAACACCCAAGGCUGAGAGGGAGGGCACGUCAAUGAAUCAAGCAGCUGAGGUCAAACCAAAACCCAGACCCGGAGACCUGAUUGAGAUUUUUCGAAUUGGCUAUGAGCACUGGGCCAUCUACGUAGAAGAUGACUAUGUGGUCCAUCUGGCUCCCCCGAGUGAGGAAUUUGAGGUCGGCAGCAUCACCUCUGUCUUUAGCAACCGCGCAGUCGUGAAAUAUAGCCGCCUGGAGGAUGUGCUGCAGGGGUGUUCCUGGAAGAUCAACAACAAGCUGGACGGGACCUACCUGCCCCUGCCGGUGGACAAGAUCAUCCAGCGCACCAAGAACAUGGUCAACAAGAUCGUGCAGUACAGCCUGAUCGAAGGGAACUGUGAGCAUUUCGUCAACGACCUCAGAUACGGCGUGCACAGGAGCCAGCAGGUGGAGCACGCCCUGAUGGAAGGAGCAAAGGCAGCAGGUGCGGUCAUCUCAGCUGUUGUGGACAGCAUCAGGCCCAAACCAGUAACUGCCUGAAAGUGCUGGAAACUUCACAUCGAGGAAAACCUACCGGCACCUGCAUAAAGAGAAUGCCUCUUUUCCUUCCCUUGCCUCCCUCUCUCAAUGGCCCUGUUAAGAAAAUUGUGAGCUUCUGGAAGAA